AUGGAUCAGUCGCUCUACAGCGUGCUGCGCGUGAACCGGCUGGCGACCGACGCACAAAUCCGCGCGGCCUACCGGCUGCGGGCGCUGCAGACACAUCCUGACAAGGGCGGCAAUGAAGAGGAAUUCCUCAAGGUAGUGGAAGCCUUCGAAAUCCUCUCCGACCUUCCAAAGCGGAAGAAGUACGACGCCGAGUUGCAACGGACCGGCAGCCAAGAUGGGCGCCAGGAGAACCAAGCGGCGCAAGCUGCGGCGGCCGCAGAUGUCUUCGGGCUGCCCGACUUAGGGCAGACGGAGCCCAAUCAGCAGCCCUGCGAGGGUCACAGUGCGGAGGCCGAAGCUUUGCGAGCCAAGGCUUUGUGGCUGGAGUUGCUGGAAAAGUCCUCGAAUGAGCGUCAGGAGCAGCUGCGAACGCUGAGCUGCCGUACCGCAGAGGUGCUACUCCACUUUGCCAAAUCGCAGCUGCGGGGCGCCCCCGUGGUCGCCGCCAAUGAGCCACAGGGCUGUGGCAAUGCAUUGCUGGCAGCUGGCCCUGAGGUCCCUGAAGCCAAGCGUGCCAAGCUGGAGGGCGCUCGAGCGUGCUUCGAACGUGGUGCGCGUGCCCACGUGUGCCUGCGGAGGAUGAAGGUUUGCACUGGUGCAUCUGAGGAUGUGGCAGAGGCGAUCAACUGGCACAUCCUGCUGGUGCGUGUGAAGCAGAUCUUCGACGAGCACCUCAGCGCCGGCGACGCCUUCUGCGCCGCCGCGCGCGAGGCGCUGCGCGCGGCGCGCGCGGAGGCGCAGCCGCUGAGUGAUCCACGGCUGCGCUUCGUGACGGAAGUGGCGGUGGGAGAUGAAGUGCUGUUCACUCCUGUGAGCUGGGAUUUGGAAGUGGGGCUGCGGCACCAUGAGGAGCUGUCCGCGCUGCUGAAGCAGCAUGCAUCCCGCGAGCAGCUGGUGGAAGCGAUCGGCCGAAUGAUGGCCGCCAGCAAGGCCGCCGAAGCCGAGCAACGAGCGCUCAUCGAAGAGCUGGAGCGUCACAUCUUCACCUUCCGAAAGCUCCUCCGCUGGCGGGGCGGUUUGCGGCCUCCGGGCGUCAAUGCCAGCCUCAGCCAGGUGGUGGGGCCCAGCUUCUGGGGCGACAAAGGCGCCCCGCCCAGCACCGUAAGCGCGCUUUGCUAUGCCGAGCUUUGGCACCAGAAGGGUGGUGCUGGCCUAGAGCCGCUGUGCCGCGGGCCCCGCCGGAAGCGGCCAGACGAGGCUGCCAAGGACUUGGAAGCCCUCCAGGCGGCCCAAUCCAAGGGCGGCGAUGCAGCUGCCCGCGCCGAAUCCAAACGGCAGCAGCAGCGUCCACACGCCAUGCAUCAGCGAGAGGAAAAGGAGGUCGCCAAGGAGUCCUCCCUGUCCGCGCCUCGAGUACGGCGCCGGGACGCCGAGCCCUUCGUGGCCGCGCUGCCUUUGCCGCCGGUGGUGGAGUCGCCAGGGAGCUCGGAGAAGCGCCGGAAGCUAUGGUUCUUGCUGAACCGCGCGAAAGCGCAAGAGGUCUACCAACCUGACGGGUCCGAUGCAGAGGAGCGGAUCUUCGGUUCGAAGCAGGUGAGUCAAAGCUUGGAGCUGGCAGCAGAGCUGGGCUAUGAGAAGCAGCUCCAACCAGAUGCGUGGUCCACUGCCCUCAAAGAGAUCUUCCACUUGGCCCAGCAGGGUGAGCUGGACAAUGUGGCGCUCUUCUCCUCUGCCCAGAGCCUCUACCGCCUUCGGAACACGGAGUUCUCGGCGGCGUGCCACCGGGGAUCGUUCCGGCUCUUCGACUUGGUGGUGAAGGAGAUGCUUCGCCGCUCCGAGAGGUGCUCCAUGAAGCAUUUGGCGAGCGUCAGCAACUGGCUGGCACGCUCUGCCGAGAUGGUCGCCGCUGUGCCACCCCUUCGGCGGCAGGUGGAUGACUUGGUGAUGAAGGCUGCACAGGAGCUUCUGGUGCGCCAGCAUGCCGGAGCCGCAGUGAGCGGCCAGGAAGUGGGUGCUAUUUGUGAAGCAGUGAAGGUGCUGGGCUUGAGGAAUGAUCUCUUCCUCACCUACGUGAGGCCUUGCUGGAUGCCGCGUGGUGUCUCUUCCACUUCGAGCAGACAGACCCGCGUGCCUGGAGAGCCCUGGCAUAUCGCAUGGAGAACGAGCUGA
Durusdinium trenchii is the source of this 2148-nucleotide messenger RNA. The record is from the annotation of a GenBank genome assembly. Lineage: Eukaryota; Dinophyceae; Suessiales; Symbiodiniaceae.